Messenger RNA from Astrephomene gubernaculifera, 1032 nucleotides. NCBI's taxonomy places the organism in Eukaryota, Viridiplantae, Chlorophyta, Chlorophyceae, Chlamydomonadales, Astrephomenaceae. The record is from the annotation of a GenBank genome assembly.
AAUGUCCACGAGCAUUUGCCAGAUUUACACCUUAUCAACGAUUUGGUGUUGUCACACUUUCCUGUCCCGCGGCACCCUGUGCCGCCAGUGCGCGCUAUGGAGGACUACUUGGCGUUCCUGCGCGUCAAUGCAGAUCAUGCAGCCACAGUGCCGGUCAAUAUCAGAGGUAGGGCCUUUCAUAGCUCAUAGCUGAUGCUGUCUGGCAUGCCACACGCUUAGGUGGAACGAACGUGUGGCUGCGCACAGGGCUCGAUCCCCACAGCUGCACAUCAACGGCGGCGGCUCUGGCACACUGGCUAAGUCCGCCUAAGGAUGGCAUGCCCGCCCGCGCUGUGAAUGAACUAGCGGUCGAUGAGCGCAUCCGCUUGGCAGCGGCAACGGCAAUGCUGGAGGGGUGCACCAAGCAGCAUGGCUCAGCACAGCUGUUUUUGUUCAGCACGGCACCCCACAAGUUCUGCGUGCUGUGCUGUGAUGGCAAGGCAGCGCUGCUGCACUCCAACCAGGAUGGCACGCGAGGAGGGAAGAAAUUCACGCUUGCCGAACACCUUGACGGUUGCAGCGGCACAAGUGUGCUCAUGACGGUUGACGAGGCAGUCGAGAUGUGUCGGCAGCUGACGGCCGCUGUGAGCGGCACGGCCGAGCACGAAGCAGUCUUCAAGAGCUACUUUGGUUCCUCUUUUUGCAAGGGGCACAGCGACGACUACUGGGCGGUCUCGUUGCCUGUAACAGUUCGCAUGUGUUGAACUGCUUUUGCAUAGAUGCUGAGACGUCUGCCAGGUUGCCAAACUGCGAAUUGUCGUCCAAGAGCGUCACAAAAGCGGCAAGGCCGGGGAGCAAAUUCUGUCUGGCUAUGCGUGCUCUUUUCCCUGUACCAUGCCGGCUACUCAUCAUCGCCUGCUACGAUUGUUCCAUUGCACAGCCAGAUUAACACUGCUUCAUUGACGCUGCUGCCUGCGGUGGUGGUAUGCAAGGUUGUUUGGUUUUGUAUUCGCGCCGCUGACGCCCCAAAUGCGAUGUAAAUCACAUACCAUA